AUGAAACUACUAGACAUUGCACUGUUAUUGGCACUAACUCUAGGCUCCGCCUACUCUCAACAACAACGACCCAACACAAAUUCUGGAGAUCAUGAAAGCUCAAAGAAACAAGACCACGCCUCCGUUGGUAAUCAAUACUUUCACUCUCAAUAUCUAAGUGGACCUUAUAACGGUCUCCCAUAUGGAUACAACCUGAGCGAUCUGUCAUUUGCCAACGGAAUCUCUGUCCCUCAGAAUCAGGGCGUCGAUUCCAUCAUCCAGAAACUGUCUGCGGCCGCCCGUGUUGUCUCUGCCCUAUCACUCCAGAAUGGUCUAUCGGAUGAAUCGAUUCCAGUAGAUGACGUCAUUGCUGAACUUCUUAACAUCGGAUCUGCUGAUUUGAAGGGAUUGGAGACGUUUGACAAGAAAAAGGUCGAUGAAUUCGUGGAUACGAUUAAUGGUGUAGCUUUGGACAAGGAUGCAAACUUGUUGGAGGAAGGACUGAAAUAUUUUUAUCGGAUUAGGACGAUUUGGAAGGACAUCGGUGGAUCGAACGGACUGAACAAACUGCCGGAUGGUGCCACGUAUAAGGAAUUGGAUGAUGUGAAAAAGAUAGAUAUCACACCGUUGACCUCACUGUCUCUGGACCCGUCCAUCACACAACUUUCCAAGUUUUCUACGCUUAGUGACAACGAUAUCGGAUCUUUGAAGUCAGCACUAUUAAAAACAUUAUCGGCAAUAACUAAAAUGGGAACAUCUAUCGAUUAUUCUAAAAUCAUUGGAAUUUUGGAUCGUUUAAAACCACUUCGAUCUCUCACUGAAAUGGUCGGCUUCUACAAUGGAAAACACGAGUUCAGAAAAGCUUUUUUGAUGAAAGCAGAAGUUGACAAAACAGUGUCUAAUCUCGCCAAACUGAAACCUCUGACGUCCACAUCUGAAUCUGAUUCAUAUGUCAAUUCAAUGAACUCAAUCAUCACUUCCCGAUUGUAUCAUAACUCUCUGGUCCGACGUUAUACAGCUGGUUUCAUGAAUGGAUUCAAGGAUUUGGAAAUGCUGAGUAAGGAUAUCAAAGAUCAAUGGCUGCUGACCCAAAUCAACCCUUCUAUUGAUAUCAAAGGAGUGGAAUCUCUCGUUCAGUUGAAAAGUCCAAUGGCGGAUUUAGACAAGAAAUGGUCUGAGGUAUCUACGGAAAAUGUAUAUUCCUCUGUCAAACGACUCGCGUAUGCCCGUAGUCUUCUGAAUGCUCAAACAACGAAUGUGAUGACCAAGGAUAACUUGGAAACCAUGUUGGAAUCAAUUCAGAAUUGUAAAAAAGCUAAUAAAGAAGAUGGUGUGACUGAUAAACUGAAACUGAUUUCCACGAACGCUGAAGUUCUCAACAGAAAGCUGUCUACACUCAAUUCGAUCUGCUCGUCCGCAAAGAAGAACCAGAUGGAACAGUCGAUCAACAGUUUAUCGAAGAAAACAUCACCUGACAAUGUUCGUUCCCUUCUCCAAUUCUUCCAAGGACUAAAAUCUCAAAUCAACAUCGUAACAAGUGGACCUGCUUUCAAAGAUAUUAAUAUGAUGUCUUCCGAUACCUCGUUCGUAACUGAUUUCCUGUCAAAUGGUUACACGAAACCCUAUGUUGAGUCGUUCGAUGCUUUGCAAAAAUUAGGUGUUGAGUUUGAGGAAGUGGCUCAAGCAGCGAUGGCUUCUAUCGAGAUUCGUGAAAUCAAAAACGAUGCGAACUUAUUGAAGAAUGUCAAAUCGGUGACAACAUCUCUAUCGGAGUCAUCAGGUCAUCUGGCUGCUCUUCGAAAACUGGUGGCUUCGUUGAAAGGAGAUGAAAAGGGUGGAAAGAAUGAACAAUUGAAAGACUUGCCCAAGUUAUCGAAGUCGUUCGGAGAAGCUGUAAACGCUCUGGUUUUGGCAAAGAAAACUUCCGAGCAGGAUGCUGAACUCAAAUUGUUUGCAAAAAAUGGAAUCGCUAUUGAAUCUGGAGCCGAAACUGCAAACAAUCCUCCAUUUUUUGAAAAGUUCAAAAAACAAUGGGGAGACUUUCAUGAGACAACAAGUGAAAUUAUAUCGACGCAGAUUCGGAGUGGUGAAUGGAUAAGUAAAAUGAAAGUUGCCGAAAGUCCAAAGCUAUUGGAUUUCGCCACAAUCUUCACUGGCCUGGAAACAAUUAAUGACGUGGAUUUGAAGUCGGACUCUCGAUUGUCCGCUAUUGCUCUAUUUGGGACGAUCCCACCAGUUCCAGAGUUGAAAGAUGUUCUUCCCGAAUUCAAGAAGUCCCUCCUGACACUUUCAAAACUCGAUCUGAAAUUCAGUCGAUUCCACUCGUCAGUCAAUCAGAUGCCGGAUACUCUGAAGCAAUUGUCCGUGGUAUUGGGAUCAAGUCCAUCGGGAGCAAAUACAGUACCUCCAGUUAUGGUUGCAAAAGACGAAUCAGAUUCAGAUAUGAAUAUGGUUAUGAUCGUUGGUGGCGGAGUGUUUGGUUUCUUCAUCAUCUGUGUAAUUGUUCUCUACGUAGUCUUGUUCUGCAAAAGAAACGAUAAAAAGUGGAAGAUUUGGUGGGAUAGGAUGACAUGUGGAUGCUUCAAGAAGAAGAAGAAUAAUAAUAAAACGGUCACUGCGAAAGCAAAAGAACUACCUGAUCUCCAUCCUCUACGAGAUGAACAAAAGAAAGUAGACGAUAAGAAGAAACGGAAAGAAUCAAAACUGACCCCACUCGACGAGGUAUCUGCACGAGAAAUCGAUAAUAAGGAAGUACCUGACAAAGUUACUAAAGGCGCUGACAAAACUAAUGGAGCAGCAAAGAAAUCUGGAUCCAAAGGUGUUAAAAAGGUUACUGAGAAGACAGCGAAAGCACCAACUAAAAAAUCAGUGAGACCUGUAGCACCGUCCGUUGAUAAUGAUGUCAUGCCUCCACCGGUGGGACCAGCCGAAAGCGAACGCGAACCCAGUUAUGCCUUCCAAGUACCACUACCUUAUGACCAACCGGAACAUGACUAUAGACCACAACAUGAAGGCUGUAUCGAUGGACCAGACGACACAAAGGAUGAUGCCCCGUCGGAAAUCUUCGAUAAAUCAAAACGUGCCCCUGGCGGACUUGACCCUCGUAGCUGGCUUCCUGCCUUCUACCGUUGGUUGAGAUCCCGGUUCUCUCGUACGGAGUCAAGCAGUUCUUCGACAACCAAUGAAACGGAGAGUUCUUCUACCAGCGAUGCAGCGGAGAGUUCUACUAAACCCAACGAAACGGAGAGUGGUUGGAGUCCCUUAGUGCCUGAUGAUGCGAUAACAAGUGAAUCCUCGAUAAGCGUUUACUCUACUCGUAGUAAUGAUGAUGAUGAUGAGCCAAGAAAUUUUAUUAAUGUUGAUAAUAAUGAUCAAAUUUUGGUGAUCAAUUGA
Caenorhabditis remanei is the source of this 3372-nucleotide messenger RNA. RefSeq lists its product as uncharacterized. The record is from RefSeq and is a predicted model, not a curated record. The transcript is spliced from 9 exons. Bases 1 to 3372 code for a protein of 1123 amino acids. NCBI's taxonomy places the organism in Eukaryota, Metazoa, Nematoda, Chromadorea, Rhabditida, Rhabditidae.